ACGUCAAAUCAGCUGUGCAUUGGAAUAUUUAUUUACUUUUAUUCCGUGAUAAAAGCGAACUUUACGUAAAAGUUAUUUUUUUUCAAUAGAAUUUGUUUUUCAACUGCCAACAAAAGUGAAAAGAAUGGAACUGGAUCCAGAUAUAGUGAAAGAAUUCGAAAAUCUUGAAGUUGCUACAAAACCACCAAGUGAAGAAGAAUUGCGAGAGUUUGAUGUAAAUGCGCCUCUGCAGACAGCUAUUAAAUUCCAACAUCCCACUUAUUCAACAAUACCGAAAUUUUUUCAUGCGCCCCCGCCGCAAAACAAUACAUUGCGUCAAAAUUUGCGCAAAGAAGCACAUUCCCUCUUUCUGCAGAAGCGCUCACAAGAGUUACUAGAUAAUGAUGAAUUGGGCGCUUUGUGGACACUGCUAGAAAAACACUGCACACAAGUAACGCCGUUGGGUCAACAACUUAUUAGUUAUGAUGAUUAUCAAAAACUGCUAGAAGCUGUUAGUACAAAAUGUCGCAAAUAUCUCACAGCGCGUCUGUAUGCCAAAUUGCAAUGUCAUUCCAUGUAUCCAGGCAAAGUUGAGAUAGUCUCCAUUUUCAAUUAUACAAUGCGGAAAGUGUGGCUAACUCAGGGUCGCAUUGGUUUGUCAUUCUACGAUGAAAUAGGUCAAGGAUACCUGCGCGAAAUUGAUAUGGAAAAUUAUAUAAUUGAUAUCAUACCCACACUGGCACAGAUUAGCAGUUGCGUGCAGCCUUCAUUUCAAAGUUUCUACGUCUGUACGGUAGUGAAGAAGUUUUUCUUCUUUCUCGAUCCAUUACAUACCGGCCGCAUACGCAUACGUGACUUAUUGGCCUCCGGACUGCUUACUGAAUUGCUCGAGUUACGCGAUGAGGAAACACCAAAAGAGUCGCAGGAGCAAAAUUGGUUCUCCAUGCCAUCCGUGCUUACAGUAUAUGGAAAUUAUUUGAAUUUAGAUAAAGAUCAUAAUGGCAUGUUGAGCAAACAGGAAUUGGCCGGCUAUGGUUCGGGUACAUUAACUUCAGUUUUCCUUGAUCGCGUUUUCGAUGAGUGCCGCACAUUUGAUGGCGAAAUGGAUUAUAAAACAUUUUUGGAUUUUGUUUUGGCAUUGGAUAAUAGACAUGAACCGCAGUCGCUGCAUUAUCUUUUUCGCAUACUGGACGUACAGCACAAGGGAUAUUUAACUGCGCAAACACUGCAUUACUUCUUCAAAGGCAUACAAGAGCAAAUUAAUGCAGUCAAUGCGGAAGCAGUGAAUUUUGAAGAUUUAAAAGACGAAAUAUUUGAUAUGGUCAAGUCGAAGGACCCAUAUAAAAUUACACUGCAGGAUUUAAUCAAUUGUGGACAAGCGGAAACCGUUGUCUCCAUCUUAAUAGAAUUCCACAAAUUCUGGGCAUAUGAAAAUCGUGAAGAUGGCUCACAUAAUGUUUAAUUUCGGCACAUGAAAAUUGAAACUUAAUUAUAUGGAGGCAAGGAAUUUCAACAGUUUAUAAGCAAAUACUAAUACUGCUGUGGCGGCAAGAAAGCAAAGCAAAGCAAACAAGGAAUAACGAAAAGGUGUAUGCCGAAUAAGCAAUAAGACUUUGAAUAUCCUAUGUGCUGCCAUUUACUCGAUAUUAUCCACUUAAAUUUAAGUGUUUUAGCUUACGUAAUACAAUAGCAAUAACAACAGCGUACAUUCCAAAAUAGCGUGCUACAUUAAGUAUAUUUUGUUGAUAUUGGCAAUGUGCCGCUGAUUACAUAAGUACACCUUGUCAACCUGAUACAUAGGAGAUAUAUAGCCCUUAGACCUAAAAAACAAGCAGUUAUUUAUACAACACAUACAAACAUAAUUUAAUAAUUAAAAAAAAUAAUAAUAAUAAUUUAACAUUUUUUUUUUAAUUCGUGGGUUAUUAAGAGUUCUGCGCUAAGAUUAAAAAAAAAUUACUUUUAAUUUGUAUUAUUUACGUACUUUAGUUAUACAUAUGUACAUAUAUGGAAGCAAAAGGAAUUCAAUUGAUUUACUUACAAUAUAUAAGUAAGAUUUUAUCAAGAAAGUUAUACGAUUAAAACAUAAGUAUUCAACAUUUAGUGCAAAUUUUAAAUUAAUUGUAAUAAAAUUUUAAAAUAUUUA
Molecule: messenger RNA, 2122 nt
Organism: Ceratitis capitata (Mediterranean fruit fly)
Lineage: Eukaryota; Metazoa; Arthropoda; Insecta; Diptera; Tephritidae
Product: serine/threonine-protein phosphatase 2A regulatory subunit B'' subunit gamma
Exons: 3
Coding region: 125-1441 (438 amino acids)
Biological process (GO): B cell homeostasis; regulation of dephosphorylation; T cell homeostasis
Cellular component (GO): centrosome; spindle
Source: RefSeq, a predicted model, not a curated record